Molecule: messenger RNA, 1023 nt
Organism: Fusarium falciforme
Lineage: Eukaryota; Fungi; Ascomycota; Sordariomycetes; Hypocreales; Nectriaceae
Product: PKS-ER domain-containing protein
Exons: 1
Coding region: 1-1023 (340 amino acids)
Molecular function (GO): oxidoreductase activity; zinc ion binding
Source: RefSeq, a predicted model, not a curated record
AUGUCUUCCCUCCCCAAAACCUACAAGGCCUGCAUCCUCGAAAAGGCCAAUGGCCCCUUCACCCUCCAAGAGGUCCCCCUCAAGCAACCCUCCCGAGGCGAGAUCCUUGUCAAGGUCCUCGCCUGCGGUGUCUGCUUCUCCGAUGUAGGCGUCGCAACCGGCCACAUGGGUGAUGUCUUCCCCCGAGUCCCCGGCCACGAGAUUGUCGGCAACGUCGUCCAGAUCGGCGAGGGCGUGACGGGCUUCCAGGAUGGAGAUCGUGUUGGUGGUCCUUGGCACGGUGGACAUGACCAGACCUGUCGGCAGUGUCAGAGGGCUCAGUUCCAGAUGUGUAGCAACAAGGCUGUCAACGGUGUAAGCCGUGACGGAGGCUUCGCCGAGUACGUCCUUCUCCGCGCCGAAGCCGUCGUGCGCGUCCCCAAGGAGAUUGAUCCCGCAGAGGCAGCUCCCCUGCUGUGUGCUGGCGUCACCGUCUUUAACGGAAUGCGCAAGCUCCACGUUGAGCAGGGCGCCCUCGUUGCUGUGCAGGGUCUCGGAGGUCUCGGCCAUCUCGCAGUUCAGUACGCCAACAAGAUGGGCUACGAAGUCGCCGUGCUCUCCUCGGGCGACGACAAGGCGCAAUUUGCAAAGGAGCUCGGAGCCAGCCAUUAUAUCAACACAAAGAAGUCGGAUGUGGCAGCUGAAUUGAACAAGCUCGGUGGAGCCUCCAUCAUUGUCCAGACGGCACCCAACCCCAAGGCCAUCACACCUCUUGUCGGAGCUCUCGCGGCCGAGGGAAAGCUACUGAGCCUUGCGCCUGUUGGACCUGUCGAGGUUGACAGUGCAGCUCUUGUCGCCAAGGGAGCGAGUGUGACUGGCUGGCCGAGCGGUCACGCCAUCGACAGCGAGCAGGCUAUCCGGUUCGCCAUGAUACACGAUGUCAAGUGCAUGAUUGAGAGGUAUCCGUUUGAGAAGGUUCAAGAUGCGGUUGACAGUCUGAUCGCUGGAAAGCCCCGAUUCAGGAACGUGCUGGUUAUGGAGUAG